Messenger RNA from Phyllopteryx taeniolatus (common seadragon), 2937 nucleotides. RefSeq names its product transmembrane protein 44 (gene tmem44). The record is from RefSeq and is a predicted model, not a curated record. Lineage: Eukaryota; Metazoa; Chordata; Actinopteri; Syngnathiformes; Syngnathidae.
GUGUCCUGACUUCCUUUGUGGCCUCCUGGAUGAGUCAUUGCUGUUCUCUUGGGGGUGUCUUUGGCUGGCCCAUCCUGGGAAGGUUCAGCACUGUUUCAUGUUUUUCCUAUGUGAGGAUAAAAGCUCUUUCUAUGGUUCGCUGGAAUCCUAAAGCUUAAGAAAUGGCUUUUGUAACCCUUUCCACACUGAUAGAUGUCAAUUACUUUAUUUCUUGAUUGUUCUGGAAUUUUUUUGGAUCGUGCCAUUUUGUUGUAGCUUUUUUAGAUAUUUUGUCGGGACAGAUUCUGUUUAAGUGAUUUCUUGAUUGCACAGGUCUGGAGGUAAUCAGGCCUGGGUGUGAUUAGUGAAAAUUAACCAAAAAUUGUGAUUAGCCACGAUUAAUUCAUGAUUUAACAUGGGGGUAAUUACUUUUUCACACAGGGCCAGGUAACUGAAUUAUUUUUUUUCCUUAAUAAAUGACAUCUCCAUUUAAAAACAGGAUUUUUACACACACAAAAAGCAGAAGAAAUCACAAAACUUUUGAAUUUACAGUAAGUAUAUUUCAAUUAUAUUUUGUGUGACAUUAGAGACCUUGGCGGCACGGUGGACGACUGCCUCACAGUUCUGAGGACCGGGGUUCAAUCACCGGCCCCGCCUGUGUGGAGUUUGCAUGUUCUCCCCGUGCCUGCAUGGGUUUUCUCCGGGCACUCCGGUUUCCUCCCACAUCCCAAAAACAUGCAUGGUAGGUUAAUUGAUAACUCUAAAAUUGCCCGUGAGUGUGAAUGGUUGUUUGUUUCUAUGUGCCCUGCGAUUGGCUGGCAACCAGUCCAGGGUGUACCCCGCCCCCUGCCCGAUGAUAGCUGGGAUAGGCUCCAGCACGGCCACGACCCUAGUGAGGAGAAAUGGAUGGAUGGAUUGAAAUUCUGAUAUAUAAACAUACAAACAUAUGUCGAGAUAUAGAAUUGGUAUAUAAACAUCAAUACGACUGUUUUGUUUGUAAAGAACAAAAGCAAAACUAGGAAACACACAAGAAACAAAAAAAAAUGGGCAAAGGUUAUAAGGCACAGUACUUUUCAUUCAAGGUCUAUUAAUGAUAAAUCAAAUUAUUGUGGAGUAUGAAUACUUUUCCAAUUAUUUGUUAGUUUUAAGGUAUUUGUGUAGAAUGUUUUUUUUUACAAGAAAUAUUUGUAAAUUUGGAACGUAUCUGGAGAUUCUCAUUUUGUGUGAGUGAGUAAAAAUUGCCAAUUAGUAUAUUAGAAUCGUAUCUAACAUUAUUGUAAUGUUUUCUUCGAAUGACGUGUUCGUCAAAGCUAAGCCCCUCCCCCAAAUACAUAUUCGCGACGUUUUAUUGGUGAAUUUCUUCCCGGCAAAAGUCUCGUUAGAUCUCUUACUCUCAACAUGGCCACACCGAGCCGGGAGAAAGAUUGGUUUCCCUCGAGUCUCUUGACCUUUUGCACCACUUCUGUCACCUCUUGUUUUGCCAGUAGUGACCCAGGACAAAGUUGCUCUUCCAUCCGGCUUGUGUCCUUAUCUUCUGUGCUGCUUCUUCUCUCAUGUCUUUAUCUCAUGUGUCAGAGGUGCAAACAGCAUGGAGGACAUCCAGGACACAUUGUGACUUCUCUCUACUGUUUCCUUGGUAAUGUGUGUGGAUUCACUGGAGCGGUUUUGUCCAGACAGCUGCACAUUCAAGUUUUAAUGGGACUUGUCUCUGCUGCUCUGGACAUGGUAAAUGUUAUCUCCCGCUGUAUUCCACUGCUUCUUUGCAGGAACUUGCAAGAAGAAAGAAGGCGAAGAAUGAUCAGGAGGCGCAGGAGAUCUCACCUUCUUGCAGUUUGUUUUCUGACCGCACUUACUGGAGGUUUCCUAAAGUCAGGUGUCCUCCACAGUCCAGCAGGAGACAGGCUCAUCCGAGGGAGGAGGCUGUUUUAUGUUGUCAUGCAAGACAACACUGAAAUCCUUGGUUACAUACUUGGCCUACUGGCUUUUGUCAUCACCUGUACCUCCAAGUUCCCCACACUUUACAGAAUUCACAAAGGGAAGAUGCUGUCAAGAUCUCAUAUUUUUUCUUGGGUGCUAUGCUCACUGGCUGGCGCCCUCUAUGUUGCUGCCAUACUUCACUACGACACUCGGGUCAGCUUCCUCUUCAGGGUAAUGCCUUGGCUGCUGUCUGCAGUCUGUGGUGCCUCGCUGGAUCUUCUGACUAUUGUCCUCCACUGGUGUCACAUGGGAACCAGGCAGCAGCCUAUGGGAAUUUUCUCUGAAAUGGAGAGCCUCUUGGGCAACUCAUCAAAGGACAAUGCUGUUGUGAAGCAUCAAGGAAAACAAGGCCAAAAAUUCAAUUUGACGGAUAUGGGCCGUUAUAUGGACGUCAGUAUUGACACCGCAAAACAAAUGCACCCCAGAGAUGCAACAGUGUGUGGGAAGGUAGUGGACAACAAGGUUCUGAGCAGGACAUUCCCAAUGGUACGAGUUGAUGGUUGUGACACAUCAUGUGACUCUUCAAUUGUCAGUUCUGAUCUAGAGUGGGAUUUUGAAGAGGGAAAUGCACGGUGGAAUGAAGCAAAAGCAAAACUACAGGACGGAGAGGUGUUCCCCUUGCAAGAGUGGCCAAAAUCUGAUACCGGCAUUUGCCUAUAUGACGAUCGUGAGAAAAGACAAGGGAGUUCAUGGAGUGAAUGACAAGAUGACGAGCACCAUGUAAAAAAGGAGCCAACGUUGAACAUGGACCAUGCAGUGAGUCAGUGUCGCGCAUGCCACAUAUUUGCCAUCAAAAGCCCUUUCUCAGUGUUGUUUUAUAAAAGAUGUUUGAGGUGGCAAUAAAGCAAAUAAUAUAUCGUCAAAUCACUCUCUGUUUCUUUUCACAAAAAGCACAUUUUCUCUAUUGGUUGGAAAUGGGUGUUUUCAGUAAAACGAACCCAUCUUCUACUGCAGAUUAAUAAAGAACACAAAAAGGUAGAA